Molecule: messenger RNA, 3356 nt
Organism: Pyricularia oryzae 70-15
Lineage: Eukaryota; Fungi; Ascomycota; Sordariomycetes; Magnaporthales; Pyriculariaceae
Exons: 2
Coding region: 1883-2758 (291 amino acids)
Source: RefSeq, a predicted model, not a curated record
CGGCUUUAAAACACGACUUGGCAUUGAGGCGACCCCUUGAACUUGUGGGUAAGUCGAUUGACGACGAUAGAGAAAGAUGCUUUGACACAAAAGAGAAAUCGAUAAAUCGAUAAAAAAGAAGAAAUGAAAAACACGUCGAAAAAAAAGACAUAGUGGAGACAUUAUGACGAGAUACCGGUAUGCCUGCUGGUGAAAAUCAGACAGAACCAGCCAGCAAACAAAGGCAAAAAGACAAACAAGAAACAAAGAAAAGCAAUGGGGUGUAGAUUUUCUGUGUGAAUUUUCAACGACUUCCUGUUUCUUCUGCGGAAGAGGAUUCUUCUUUGUUUUCCCGCAUCCAUCGGCUUUGUUACUUACUGUUGUACCGGUAGUCUGACAAAGUCGAAACCCACUUUACUUUUUGCAGGUUGGUUUGAGGUUGGCCGGCUUUUUUGUUUGCGCCCCCCUUGUUCCUUGUUGGUUGUCGUCAGCGUUCCAUACACACCCGAGGGCCAAAACGGAGAUCAAUGUUUUUCAUUUCCAUCAUGUCAUGACAGGUUCGUUGGAUUGGUACCUACCACCUAGGUAGCACCUAGAGUAGGUCGGUACCUCACUACGCUAUCCCAUCCUACCUUACUUACCUUAGGCACCUAGGUACCUACCUACACACACGUCCAAGGUACUGUACCUACCGACCUGCCUCUACUCCGUACCUGUCGUACCUGCCCUUAACACAUCAAUAAACCUAAUUCAUCCUGGCCCGUGUGUACACUCACUUCCUUUACACCCGGGAUGCUACUCCAUCUUUGUUUGCUUUGCUUCCCCCCUCUCUCCAUCUACUGUAUCCCCACCCCGUUUACAAAAGCCGACCCAACCAGGUUUAAAGACGACACCGACUUGUCUUCACCGCUCCAACCCGAGACCCCUUGCCACAACACUCUUUCAGCCAAAAUAAAAAAUAAAAAAAAUAAAAAAUAAAAAAAUCACCGUUGCAUUAUUUUCCGCAGUGCAUAUUCCCACAUGUUCUGCAUCAACACCGCUGCUUCUUGUUAGCUUUAGUUGGGCUUCCAAUCUUGACUAGGUCUAGAAAAAGAACUUGGCACAAUAAAGCCCAAGCUGAGCUGUCAUCUCUUUCCGAGCCUGAAUUGACCUGACCUGACCUGGCCUGAACCGAUCAGACCAGACCCCUUGCGCCAAGGGCUAGUCGCACGCACCCCCUCCUCCUCAUCAGCCUCGUUAUUUCACCUUUCUCCAACCGGCGCCCGCCGACCUACUUUAGUCCGCCAUCUUGGGUCUUACCCUAGCGUCCGAGCUCCUGGUGAUUUUGUUCUUCCUGAUGGUUCCCUCACUUUAAAAACACUCUCACACACAGACGUUCACACAAAGAAAAGAAUAAAGCUCCCAGGAUUCUCGUGUUCCACCAAAUCUUCGUCUUAUUCUGCUGCAGCAACGCUUCUUCUCGUAUCUUGCUAGCUGCUACUACUUUCUCUCUUUUCAGCCAGUCAGUCAGUCGAUUCUUCGGCUUGGGCAAACUGUACAUACAUAUAUGGACCCUCUUUCCCCUCUCGCUUGUCUUCAGAACUGCGGACCACCACCUUAGUUUUAAACUCCCGACACCGAUAUUUGCCAUUAACUUGAUAAACAAGCUGGGAGGCACUUUACUCUCCCCAAUCGACCUGUUAGAGCUCAAGGAUAUCUCCGAGAAAGAGACUGGAGUGAGAGUGUGAAAAGACACUCGGAAAUAUACCCAUAGCACCGCUAUAUGUGGGCAGCUUUUCGGAGGGAUAUGAGCACCAACUCGGUCCUCGAAUUAAGCGAGCUUGGCUAGUUGAGGAAUCCACCUGGAGGGAAGAGCAAUCGUCGACGAAGAAAUCCAAACGCGGCAGACCGACAGACCAGCAAAAUGGCAUUUGAUAUGCGUUCAAACAUGUCUCCAUCUUUGGCCAAGAAGGUCGUCGACGAGGACAUGUCGGACGAUGAGUUUGACUUUGACGAGGAGUACUUCAUGAGGACCUACAAGCCGCUUUCGAACUUGCCUACUCCCCCGCCGUCUUCACAAAACUCCUCGGCCGCUCUCAGUCCUAUGUUGCUGGAGAUGCAGGACGGUGAGAUGCGGGACCCAGCAUUCUUUGGAGCUGCUGUUCAUCUAGUCAACCUUUUGCCCCCGGCCGCGUCUUUGGCAACGCCGUCGGUUCCUAUCGUCCAUGCCAUUCUCACCCGAUCUGACUUGCCAUUGCAUACCGUGGCUUUAGCCGUAUGCAUCAUGGACUCACUUGGUAGCAAGUUUCCUAGGGCUUGGAGGACGUCUUGUCCCUUGAUGCCUAUGGGCCCCGACUCCGACUUCGAUGUGGAUCCCGAUUACACGCACACGAACGGACAUAUGGAACAGCGCACGCGCCUGCAGCACAUCGACUCGGUCUCGCCGGAACUCAUCGUCCUCGCCUCGUUGGUUGUCGCUGCCAAAUUUACCGACGACUCUCAGGAAUCAACCCGAUGGUAUGCUGGGGCUUGGGGCAGCUGGAUGUGGUCAUGUGACCAGAUCAACACGACGGAGCGAUGCAUCAUGGAGAACCUGGGCUACCGGAUCAUGCCCUUGACUGCCCCGGACAUCCUCGAUGAUGCCAUAACAGACAUGGCCAGAGCCGCGAAAUCGGCAACAAGCCACCCAGGCUGCGGUAACAGCAGCGGGUCGUCGUCGUCAUCGUCACGGGGAGGAUACGCAACACCGGUUACACCUGCCAGCAGCUGCGAUGACCGGCAGCUUGGGGCUCACCCAUAAACAUCGCUUCGAAUAAUUACCGUCUUUAUCGUCGUCGACGCCACUACUGCCACUGUUAAGGAAUGGCUGUUUCCACCGAACCGCGAUAUUUAUCACGAACAUAAUUUUCCUAAUCGGCUUUUUUCUUGUCUUGGGCAGAGCAUCAGCGGCGUGUUGGGUUUUAAAUACUGGUUUACUUUUAUUUUUAAUCAUGGAGUUUCGGGCAUCUUGAUCAGACCAUAUAUGGGCGUUUGGCGGUCUUUAUUUCUCGUCAUUUACUACAUUUUGUCCGAGUUUGCAACAUCAUACCCCCUUCUUGUUUCAUUACAUGGCGUUUUUCCUGUCGUUACAAAAAGACUUGGUUGGGCUACAUUUCCUUAUUGCAUUUAUUGUUUCCUCCGUGCCCCGAUGAUGUGUUAGUCGGGCAUUGGCACCUGGAGUGAGACAGACAUGAAAAAAUGCCAAGAAAGUGCCCUUUGGUUAGUUGGCUACUGGCGGCACAGGACAGCAUAGCACAGACUUGGACACAGCAACAGCACACUGUAUAUGGUCUGCCCUAGGUUGGCAUACCACUAGGACGAGUUUUUUAAAUCAUAAUUUAGUCGCACGUCACGUCCGA